Notothenia coriiceps (black rockcod) is the source of this 698-nucleotide messenger RNA. Its product is annotated as zinc finger protein 236-like. Gene Ontology annotation, cellular component: nucleus. The transcript is spliced from 5 exons. Bases 21 to 698 code for a protein of 225 amino acids. Gene Ontology annotation, biological process: regulation of transcription by RNA polymerase II. NCBI's taxonomy places the organism in Eukaryota, Metazoa, Chordata, Actinopteri, Perciformes, Nototheniidae. Gene Ontology annotation, molecular function: DNA-binding transcription factor activity, RNA polymerase II-specific; RNA polymerase II cis-regulatory region sequence-specific DNA binding. The record is from RefSeq and is a predicted model, not a curated record.
CCGCCCUGAGUACUGGAACUAUGCCGCGGGGCCGGCCUCGCAAACUGAGAGUUAAAAGCAACGACGAAACAGAUGCAGAUCCCAGUGGCGCUAAGGCGGAUCAUUUUGGGGAAGAUGGAGAGCUCAAGAACAAGAAGUGUACAAUUUGCGCCCAGAUUUUUACCACGGAGAGCCAACUUCAGAAGCAUCUCCGCGAACAUGAAAUCAAUGAUAAGCCUCAUCGAUGUGACCAGUGCCCGCAGACAUUCAACGUGGAGUUCAACCUCACACUGCACAGGUCCACGCACACAACCUCUGACUUCACAUGCCCCGUUUGCACUAAAAGAUUCUCACGCAUCGCCAGCCUCAAGUCUCAUAUCAUGCUGCACGAGAAGGAGGAGAAUUUGAUCUGUGUGGAGUGCGGAGAUGAGUUCAUUCUUCAGAGCCAGCUGACCUUGCACUUGGAGGAGCACCGCAAAGAGCUGUCGGGCGUCAAGGUCUACACCUGCAAGAGCUGUGACAAAGAAUUCAAAACAUCCGCACACCUCAAGGAGCACAUGAAGAGCCACGUCAAGAUGAGGCCACUCAGCUGUAGUUCCAGAAACUACAAGAAGAACAUCGACCGCAGCGCCUUCCAGAACAGCUGCCAUCACUGCGGAAAAGCGUUCAAAAAACCCAGUCAGCUGGUUAGGCACGUACGAAUACACACAGGUGAGUGA